This is a messenger RNA of Mesorhabditis spiculigera, 1818 nucleotides long. Lineage: Eukaryota; Metazoa; Nematoda; Chromadorea; Rhabditida; Rhabditidae. The record is from the annotation of a GenBank genome assembly.
AUGCAGCUAUUUUUGUGCAUACUUUUCUUGCUUGUGAGACUCAGCAUUGGCCGACACCAUCACCAUCACCAUGCCCAGGCUACUGCACAAGACGUGACUGAUACGUCUACCGUAACCCCGCUGGGGGACCCGCGAAAAUUGGCGCGAAUAAUGCCGUCGAAGGAAGCCGUCGAAUCAAUCGGCAUCCGCUUCAUCGAUGCCUUGAUCAAGAAAGGGCAAAUGGAGAUGGCCAAAGGAGCGUUUCGUACACAGCUCGAAGUGCUUGAGAAGGUUCACCCCGAACAGUACGACAAAUACAAAAAUAUGAAAGUCGAGGACCUGGCGGCAGACGCCGUGAUGCAACAGCCAAAAACCGGAAACGCUUUCAUCGACAUGCUCCAUCAGAAUGGGAUACCGAUUGGAUCGUCGAUUAAAGGCGUCGAACAGGCAUUGAAAACCCAAAAAGAAAUCGAAAACAACGACCCCAGCGAACAGAUCGCCAAGGCCGUUUUCGACAAGUUUCGACAGCAAAUCUUGCCCGGCCUCGUCGCCAAUAUUAUUUCGGGGCGGAAUCCGUUCCGAAUGCCGAACGGUGGACGGCAGAUGCAGGCGAUGCCCGAGAUUAUUCGUCAACAGGCACUGGCCGCCAAUGCGGUAGAAGAAGGUGAAGCUCCGCAAAUAGUUAGAAGAAGACCGCAGCAGUUUUAUGUGGAACCAGAAGAGCCAUCACCUCGUCGCGGGCCAGAUGACCUGGAAGCACGCCUCAGAAGUAGCCCGCGAUUAGCAGCGCUACUGGAGAACCCGGACAUCCGCUCGGCACUUGACGGGCGGCGAUUCUCGCGUCGGAUGGCCGAUGAGGAACCGUUGGGUCGAUCUCUCUCCGAUCGUCUAGUCAGCGACCGAAAUCUGCUGGAGGAAUUUGGGUCACGGUCGGCGCUGGCGCUCGGUAUCAAUGAGAUGAUGACGGACAGUGAGGAGGAGGAGGAGCAAGAGGAACAGAAUACGGUACGCCGAGCUCCGCUGAAGCUCCCACGCGCAUUCGUGAAUCGUUUGUCUGAAAACCCUGAAAUUGCUGCCGCCCUAGAGCAUCUAAAUAUCCGCGUUGACGACGUGGACGAGCUGCUACAGCCCAAAGCGCGUAUGAUCAACCCUCAUCCGCAGCCCGGGUUCCUGGUGCCGCGCAAGAUCCCGCAGAGACCCCGGAAAAUGAUCCCGAUCCUCGUGGGUGUGCCGGAGAUCGAUAACUCGGUCCUCACACCUUUUGGAGAAAUUCGGAGAUCUCCUGAAAAAAUCCAGUUCAAGCCAGUCGUCGAAGAACGGUCGCGAACAAUCGAGAAUCUGCGCAAUAACCCGAAUAUCGCGCCGCUUUUCCUUCACACGGAUCUGGAGCGGAAGCUGAGGGGAAGACAAAUGCUGACCCCGGAGCAAAAAGGGCAAUAUGCGGGCGCUGCCCGUCGCAUCCAUCCGAGAAUGCUGGGCGCCAAGACGCAGACACUGAACAGUUUGGAUCGUCAGGUUGAACAGCUAAUCGAAGAGCGACCUGUCCCCCCAAUGGUUUGGAUCCCGAAAGGACGACACACGAGGUUACGGUGGACCGGGGCCACCGAGCGCGAGAUCCCAGGGCUCGGCACUAGGCUCAUCUUCCCCUCGCUUGACCCGACCGCCCCGGCCAUCAACACGGCCCUAUCGACGCAAGGAAGAGCCAGGGAAGAGUGGGACACGACAUUCAAGGUCCCAAACAACUGGAACCCCGGCGAUGAGGUCGGCUUCAGCGUCAAGCAGAAAAGCGAACGGUUCAUGGGCGGCACCGGCAACUUUGAUAUGCCGGCGGCUAAUCUC